Messenger RNA from Plasmopara halstedii, 252 nucleotides. RefSeq lists its product as uncharacterized. Lineage: Eukaryota; Oomycota; Peronosporomycetes; Peronosporales; Peronosporaceae. The transcript has 2 exons. The record is from RefSeq and is a predicted model, not a curated record. Bases 1 to 252 code for a protein of 83 amino acids.
AUGCAACGUAAGCGCAAGAAGGCCAGUGAAUACCGUAUCGUUGUAUCAUCGUCGGAACUUCUACGGAUUAGGGUGACAGGACAGCUCGAUGAUGAGGCCCAUAGACCAGACAAUAAGAUCACUUUCAAUGUGUUUUUUCUAAUAUAUAUCCAAGGAAAACCCGAGGACAGCAAUCUACAGCGACCAAAGUUUCAACUGCGUGAAAUUGACUUAAGUCAUUUUACACUCCGAAGGAUGAUAGAUGAGUGUUGA